GGGAAGUGACAAUAUCUUGGAGACGUUGCUCCCUACCACUCUUCACACUCAGCGCAUCAACCAAAUUACAAGUCCGAAAUCUUUGGAGAGAAAGGGACACCUCACUUCUCUUCAACACCUACGAAUGGAAAGCUGUCCUAGUCUCGAAUUUCUGCAACUUCAACACCUCACUUCUCUUCAAAGGCUAUAUAUUAGUUGGGGUGACAAUCUCCAAUUCAUGCCAAAAGAGGGUUUGCAGCCAUCUCUUUCUUUACUGCAGAUCUACAAAUGUUCUGGCCUGGAGAAAAGAACACUACUUUGUCAACUUUGUUGGCUCAGCUUCCAACUGGGGCCCACCGCCAUCACUCUCUCUCUCUCACAUCCCCUGUAUCCAGUGUUUCACUCUCAACUCUCAAAUCAAACUCAGGACAGCAUACCAUGGAGAGCUUUACAUUUGCAAGGUUUCUUUACGUGGCAUUCCCAGAGCAGGGUUCACCAUUGUAUAUGGCCUUUUGUUUUUCUGCAAAAACAAUUGUCACAGCAAGGAGAAACAGAAAGGCCCACCUGGAAUAUCUCAAUUUGACGCAUUUCUGCAAACAGGCAUCGAAUGUGACAUGGCAGAAAACUCACAUUCGUACUUCCGUCCCAAUUGGCAUGCCGCCUCAUCUUCUUUAUACUGUUACCAGCUUGAAGCUUUUGUAGAUAUGUUAGGCUCUUGUAGUUCUGAGUGCUUGACAAAUUGA
Molecule: messenger RNA, 722 nt
Organism: Prunus armeniaca (apricot)
Lineage: Eukaryota; Viridiplantae; Streptophyta; Magnoliopsida; Rosales; Rosaceae
Source: the annotation of a GenBank genome assembly